AUGGACUGGGAGCCCAAUGGCCAUCCCGUCCAUACAUUUCCUAGCUCUUCAACCUUCCAGUUCCAUGCGUCACGGCCGAACGGCUCGGGGCCUACAGGGCCUUCCUCCAACGGUGCAAAGCUCUUCCUCGCACUCGACACUAAUGUCCUCAUCGAUCAACUGCAAGUUGUGAGCGACCUGCACGCCCGCCUGGUCUCCAGAGUCUCAGAUACAUGGAUCCUCGUCGGCCAACAAGCUAUCAACGAGCUCGACGGCCUCUCCAAGUCCUCCAAGCCCGACCUGGCAAUCUCGGCUCGCGCCGCCACGUCUUGGCUGCACACAACAGCGCGGGCUCCCCAAAUAGGGCGCACCUCGCGCCUGCGCCUGGAAAGCCGCGCCGAACGUUCCGCCGCAGCUAUAGCGGAACGAGAGGGGGUGGGCAUCUCUGCGCGAGAGGACGACGCAGUCCUCUCCUGCUGCCUCUGGUUCCAACGGAUUGCGAGUGUUCGGCUAUGGACACACGAUCGUAACCUCGCAGUUCUGGCUGAGGGGAGCGGGGUGCAUACCCUCGUGGGAAGGGCAGGGUUGCUCCGUCUCCUCAGAGAGGCAGGGGUGGAGAGGGACGCGAAUGAGGGGAUGGAGCUGGAUGAGGAGAUUAUGGACGCAGAAGAGGACCCAUUCCCGACACCAUUCCCGACGGAAAGAACGGCGCUGAACGCCGACCGCGUUGCUGAACUCGUGCCCCAUCUGGUACAGCCCCAACCGCUCCAACAACACGCUUAUACACCCUGGGUGCCACGCUCCACUACGCCGUCUACAUCCACCUCCGCCGACGCGCUCGAGAAAGCAUGGGUGAGCGCCCCGAGUCGUCGUCGCUCGUCCAGCGCAAACGCGUCAUCUCCAACUCGCCCCACUGCUCCCCUUGUAUCACGACACAACGCUGUCCUCCCGCCACCGGGCGCGCUCGCCGAGGCCCUCCGCGGGCGACGACCGGUCGACGCACCUACAUCAACCUACCAUUCCUCGUUCAAUUAUCCCCAGCCCACAGCACCUCCGCCUCCUCGUCCAUCGUCUGAACCCAAUCCGACUAACCGUAUCUCAUCAGACCUCGAUGCACUGCUUGUGAACACGCUCGCUCCGGCCUCGACAUUACUCGAAGUGGUGGACGCGCCGAAUGACGCGCUGGGCCACGCGCGCGCCAUUGCGACACGACUCAACGCCCUCGACACACAAGGCCAACCCGUCGAUCGACGACGGGGACUCUUCCAUGCGCUUGCCAACGCGCAGACCCUCGCUUCCUUCCUGGCCGGCGAGCGUGUGCGCCCCGGCGAAGCAGCUGAUGGGCUUCUCGUCCUCGCUGAAGAGCUGGAGAGAUUCAUACCGCUGGACAGAAAUGCCUGGUCGGCGGUCGCCGAGCGGUUGCGACUACACCCAUAG
Molecule: messenger RNA, 1416 nt
Organism: Cutaneotrichosporon cavernicola
Lineage: Eukaryota; Fungi; Basidiomycota; Tremellomycetes; Trichosporonales; Trichosporonaceae
Exons: 3
Coding region: 1-1416 (471 amino acids)
Cellular component (GO): nucleus
Source: RefSeq, a predicted model, not a curated record